GCACUGUCAUUGGUGGCCACACAUACAAAACAUUGCCAACAGUUUCUGCACGACUUCUGCUUCUGCUCUUGAAUAUAUGUCUUGUUUUGCAUAUAUUGUUGGAAUCAACAGUGAAACGAGUGCAGAACGAGGUAUCAACGUUGUCCGCGAGCUGCAAUGGUAUCGAUAGAUGCAAGCUGCACUGCUUGUGCGUAGGAACCGUAACCACAAUCGUAGCAGAACGAGUUCAGCAGUUUCGUAGUGAAUCGAGGGACUUUAUUCAUUACUUCCAACUGCCUUAAUCGCUCCAAACAUCCAUUUCUUGACACAAUUAUACGCUCUAAAAGAAGCUAAAAACGCGGUGCGCUAAAAGGCCCCUAGAACAAACGGUAGUGAUCAUUCAUUCGUGACCAAAGCACACCAACCAAUGUCACAUCAUCGUUAGAAACCAAGCUUGAAAAUGUCCUCGCCCGAUAUGCUGCUUCCGAACGAACCAAUUCUGCCGGUAGACGAAAGCUUAGCAACGGAAUGGCAACCCAUCACAUUGACAUUGGUAGAAUAUCCUAAAGGUGAUCUUAUCGGAAAGCUGCUAGCAUGGAUAAGCCUAGCCCCACUUGGUAUCGGUGCGGGAUUCGUGGCUUUAAUACUGUUCCGACGGGACUUGCACACCAUCGUGUUCUUUCUAGGGACGCUAGUGAACGAGUGUCUAAACAUCCUGCUAAAGCACUGGAUAAAAGAACCGCGACCGAUGUCGCGGGCCCAAAUUUGGACUGAGUACGGCAUGCCUUCAUCGCAUUCACAGUUUAUGUGCUUUUUUGCCACCUAUGUACUAUUGUUCAUCUUUAUAAGACUGCAUCAUAUAAACAAUAACAACAGCGCAAGGUUCGAGCGGCUCGUACGAUUGCUGGUGCUUGCCAUUUGCUGGACGGCCGCAUUUCUCGUUUGCUUCGGUAGGAUCUAUCUGCUUUACCACACACUUUCCCAAGUGCUGAUCGGUGCCCUCGUCGGUACGGUGAUGGGAUCGCUAUGGUUUCUGCUAACGCACUUCAUCCUCACACCCUACUUUCCGAUGGUGGUUCUGUGGCGCGUGUCGGAAUUGUUUCUCCUGCGAGAUACCACACUCAUACCGAACAUUCUCUGGUUCGAGUACACGGUUACGCGCCACGAAGCUCGGGCCCGAUCGCGGAAGCUGGUGAGCAUGAAAUCUCAGUGACGUUUUUGGUCACCCUGACGGCGAUACUCGUACAUCAAAUAGCAUCAAUAGCGACGACUGUUCGUUGUACACACCAUUUGCAAAUCAAACCACGAGUAAAGGAUUAGCAAGCAAAACCACAGCAAUAUAAUAAGGUACGACGGGUAAAAUGGAUAGAUUUGUGGUCGUUUAAUCGUCGAAGAUAAACGAAGCUGAAUUUACCCAACGCUCGUAUCAUGAUACCACAAAUCCAUUUCUGGAUCUGCUUAGGGUAUUAAGAACAUAAAUUCUUAACAUGAAUUAGAAAUUCAAAACACCGAUUUCCGACGAACGCAUUUACUCCUAGCGUAAAGGGGCGGAUUUGUUUUUGCCACCGAAUGGCAAACUAUAAGGUUAGCAUUAAAGUGUAGUGCAGCAUACAUAAAAAGCAAAACAAAAAAAAAACGACAAAAGCAUGGUAGCAUGUUACACGUGGAACGCACGAAAGCAGCACUCCUCCAACCAAAUUGACGCGCGUUGCAUUCAUGAACAUUAGCAAAAAUCAAACGAUUGAAGGAGCUUUCACACUUUGACGCGACACACCGUUGCACGUGCACGUGCACCACAGCAAGAAUACAAUGUGAUGAUGAUACACCCGUUUGAGAAAACAAAACAAAAAACACUAGAAAACGAAGAAAAAAAAACCAACAAUUGGACACUGGAAGUGAUCGAUUUUUUUUUUUCGAGAUUCGUACGCACGGAAAGGAAAAAUAAAUGGUACCGAGCUGAAGCGAAAAACCUUUUGCAGCUCGGACGAAUAAUUA
Molecule: messenger RNA, 1974 nt
Organism: Anopheles funestus (African malaria mosquito)
Lineage: Eukaryota; Metazoa; Arthropoda; Insecta; Diptera; Culicidae
Product: dolichyldiphosphatase 1-like
Exons: 3
Coding region: 440-1192 (250 amino acids)
Biological process (GO): protein N-linked glycosylation; lipid biosynthetic process
Cellular component (GO): endoplasmic reticulum membrane; intracellular membrane-bounded organelle
Molecular function (GO): dolichyldiphosphatase activity
Source: RefSeq, a predicted model, not a curated record